Messenger RNA from Echinostoma caproni, 945 nucleotides. Lineage: Eukaryota; Metazoa; Platyhelminthes; Trematoda; Plagiorchiida; Echinostomatidae. The record is from the annotation of a GenBank genome assembly.
AUGGAACCACACCUUAAUGAAUUGAAGCAUCACGUGAAAUGCCUCGUUUGGGAACAGUUGUUCAAGAAAAAUGUUGUCUUCAAUCUGAUCGCGUUCAAUUCCGAUUUGGCCGAUUGGCAAUCCACUGGACCGAUCGUCCCAGAUGAAACAGCAUGCCACGAUGCGGUGGCCUGGAUCGAACAACUGGAAGCCUAUGGUGGGACCGCAACCGGGGAGGCCGUGUGUCGAGCAUUGCAUCAUCUAAAUUUGGUCGAUUCCAAGACCGGUGUCUGUCCGGGGGUCAGACAUCCUCCGUGGAUGUCACAAUCAGAGGGUGGUGCAAAGAACGGUGAGGUGAGCAAAGGGAUUUACCUGUUCACCGAUGGCAAACCGGAUGCCAGUUGUAACUCAGUUCUCCAGUCCAUCCGAGACGCAUGGGCCUUGAAUGCACAGAUGGAGCGAGAGAGACGGGAGAAAAACUGUUCCCUGGCAGAGAAGCCACUCGCGUCGGGAGCGCAACGAUCAAAACGGAACAGGAAACGCGCUGUAAACGUGUGUGACGGGCCACUGAUUCACACAAUAUCAUUCACACAGGAUGAGUACGUUUUCUUCCGAGCGGGAACUGCAAUCAAUUUCUUGCGCAAGUUGGCUCGAAUGACCGGUGGUCGAUAUCAUCCCGUGCUGACCGAGGCCAUGUGUAACCACGUUCAACAACGUGCCCGGCGGAUUGACUACUCGCUGCCGAGUCCGACGGACGAAUCCGCGGAUCAGAAGCUUACACCAUCACACGACACAGAUGCCUCGGAUUUGUUGUCGAGUACCGGAGGGGAUGAUCUGGACGGACUAAUCAAGGAGAUCAAUCGCACGGUGGAAGCAAUCGGGAAAAUUCACUAUUUUCAACACGUAUACAAGGAAACCAAAGCGUGUCAUCGUGCACAACAAACAGAAAGUGAAAAACGCAGUUGA